Molecule: messenger RNA, 4530 nt
Organism: Salvelinus fontinalis (brook trout)
Lineage: Eukaryota; Metazoa; Chordata; Actinopteri; Salmoniformes; Salmonidae
Exons: 6
Coding region: 244-1971 (575 amino acids)
Cellular component (GO): nucleus
Source: RefSeq, a predicted model, not a curated record
UUGAAAUAUGACGCCAACCAAUAAUAUCCUUUCUCUUCAGUGAAACGAAAGUAAACAGUGACCAAGAACACAAUACAUUGUUUUUAAUUGAUAGACGUUUAUUAACGACAUGGAACUCAAAAUUUGACUAAUUUAAUUGCCCCGCAUCACAUACUUACCCCAUGUAGUCUUUCAUUCGCGUUGGAGACAGGACUUGGUUGAUAAGGGUUAUCUAGGUAAGGCUAGCUACUUUACCUGCUAACAAUGGCUAACUGUAUGGUUUUUCACACUCAAAUAGCCUCCAUCAUGGAAGUGCUAGCGAAUGCAGCCGUGACAGAUAUCUGUAAACUCGUAGACGACGACUAUGCAGUGUUUCGUUUGGAAAUAACUCAAAGCCAGAAAGAAAACAGGGCAUUGCGGAGGAAACUACAGCUACUGGAAAUUAAGAUGGCACGGGAGCGCGCAGAGAGGACAACGAGAGAGCGCGUUCUCGCCAGUCGUCCCAGUAGUGUCAAGAUCCUCGACCGAUACAGAGGAAUGGCAAAAGGACAUCUCACUGGAGGCCACAGGAGCUUUGUGAAGCCAGCGGGACACAACGCGUGGAGAGAUGACCAACCCAUAUCUAUAGAUGAGGGGAGUGGAACCUCAACCCAGCAUGUUAUUGUGAUAGAGUCUGCAGAUGCAGAGGCUGCAGGUCCUGGGGUCAAGCUGGAGAGGUCUGAAGGAGAGGAGGACCCACGGCACAGCAGAGACAUCCAGACUGGAGCAACGGCUGGAGUAGUGCCCCCUGUAGUUAGGAAAGACCUUGCCGCCGCGCCCCAGGCCAGGACACGACGCAGCAUCACAGAGGAGGAGGGUCCAGAGGUGUUGCUGGUGAAGGAGGAGGGGUGUGAGGAGGAUCUGGGGAACCCUGAGGGGAUCAUGUUCAUGGAGGACAACCAGACUACACCUCCUCCUGAACCCACAGAGGAACCAGCUGAGCAGCACUGGACCACACACAGUCUCAGUGAGUCAGUAGAUAUGGAGGAUGGGAAGCCUGAUCUGCUGCUGGUCAAAGAGGAGACAAUGGAAGAUGAACCAGAGAGCAUUGACUUGCUGAGUGGAAUAAAGAUGGGGGAGCAAGGUGGUUGGGCGGAGGCUAAAAGUGGAGACUGGGCAUCCAUCUUGGAUUCCCAGACCGGUGCAGCCAAGAGCUCAGGGGACAACAUCACUGAGCAGGCCAGGACCAGAGAUGACAUAGUGGAGUCCAGUGGAUGGUACAGCGUCCUCAACUCUGGGCUGGGGAACAACACUGUUAACCAUAACCAGAAACAAACAGUCGAACACAAAACAACAAGCAAACUUAGUCUCCAUGACAACAGACUGGCUGAGACCAGGACGAGGCGUAGAUUUUGUCAGUGGGGACGGGGAGGUAUUGGAAUGCGGCAGGACAGAACAGACACAGACUCGGCUAGCGAGGCUCCAUCCUGCUCCUAUAGUUGUGAUUCAGAGAGACUGAUGGCACCUCAGCUUAACCCCCUAACAGUUGCUGCCUUCAGCCUGCCUUCUAUAGGAUCAAUCAACUGGAACAUGGACCCUGCGACAACACAGACACUACCUGGCCUUCGUCCUCCUCACAGUCUCCUAAUGUUAAACCAGACCUCAGACAAUGCCAGUGCCUCAACACUAAAUGGCAACACAAGCCCAUUGACAAAUGACAGUAGUAGUAAUGCUAUCAGUAGAUCCAGUGGCAAAGAGAAGCGCUUUCCGUGUCCAUUCUGUGGGAUAGCCUUCAGUUUCCCCAAACAGGUGGAGAUCCACCAGAGGAUGCACACAAAACCGUUUGGCUGCCACCUGUGCCGGGCCAGUUUCUCUGACUCAUCCAACCUGAAGAGACACCAGAGAGUCCACACAGGGGAGAAACCGUACAGCUGCCUCCAGUGUGAGAAGAGAUUCUCCCACCGGCACCAUCUGAAGAAUCACCUGAAGGUCCACACGGGAGAGAGGCCGUAGGCACUGUGGUAAGAGGUUCUCAGAGAGGAGCUACCUCAGGAUACACCAACAGAAAAUGCACACCGCCCAGGUAUAGAGUAUAGUGACAUGUAAUGUAGUACUAGUUCGUUUGUAGUUAAUUCUGUUGGUUUUGGAUGUAUUAGGGAACUGGAUGAGGUGAACUGAGGAAAUAAUGAGUAUGAUGAGGCAGAGUAGUGAAGAUGAUGAACCUUUUACAGAGUAUUCUAAAAUGUAUUUUAUCAAAGUGAGGGUACCAGAUGUACAGAAAAGAUAUAGUGAUAACAGUGAGAAGUUAUUCUACUUGUCAUAGAUCGUUUUUUCAAGUAGGGAAGAGUAGAGUAAGUUGAACCAUUUUUUCCAUUCAGCAUCACUCUGUCAAGGCAAAUAUAGUAUUAUUUCUAACAAAUAUAUCUACAUAUACCCUGAAGAAAAAUAUAAAUGCAACAUGUAAAAGUGUUGUUCCCAUGUUUCAUGAGUUGCAAUAAAACAUGUUUCGGGGGACGCAUGACUCGACUAUCGCCUCUCCCAAGCCCGUUGGGGAGUUGCAGCGAUGAGACAAGAUCGUAAUUGAAAUUGAGAGAUGAAGGGGGUAAAAAUAAAUAAAAAUACACAUGUGCACCUUGUGCUGGGGACAAUAAAAGGCCACUCUAAAAUGUGCAGUUUUGUCACACAACACAAUGCCACAGAUGUCUCAAGUUUUGAGGGAGCGUGUAAUUGGCAUGCUGACUGCAGGAAUGUCCACCAGAGCUGUUGCCAUUGAAUGUUAAUUUCUCUACCGUAAGCUGCCUCUGUUGUUUUUGUGAAUUUGUCAGAAUGUCCAACCGGCCUUGCAACUGCAGACUGUAUAGCGUCCUGUGGGCAAGCGGUUUCUGAUGUCAAUGUUGUGAACAGAGUGCCCCAUGGUGGCAGUGGGGAUAUGGGAAGGGCAGGCAUAAGCUAUGGACAACAACACAAUUGCAUUUUAUUGAUGGCAAUAUGAAUACAAAGAGAUACCGUGAAGGUAUCCGUGACCAAACAUCUGUAUUUCCUGUCAUGUGAAAUCCAUAGAUUAGGGCCUAAUGAAUUUUUCAAUUGACUGAUUUCCUUAUAUGAACUGUAACUUUAUAAAAUUGUUGCAUGUUGCAUUUAUAUUUUUGUUCAGUAUAUUUCAGGAUGUUGUGUAUCUCUGGAAAUAAUCUGAAUUGAUUUAAAUGACAUUUAAAUUUUUGAAAACAUAAUUACAUUUUGGAAAACAUAACUUGUCGAAAAAAAGUGGUCUCGUGGCACAACUUACAGUGCCUUGCAAAAGUAUUCAUCCCCCUUGGCGUUUUUCCUAUUUUGUUGCAUUACAAUCUGUAAUUUAAAUUGAUUUUUAUUUGGAUUUCAUGUAACGGACAUACACAAUAGUCCAAAUUGGUGAAGUGAAAUGAAAAAAAUACCUUGUUUCAAAAAAGUUUUUUUUUUUUUUUUUUAUAAAUACGGGAAAGUGGUGUGUGCAUAUGUAUUCACCCCCUUUGCUAUGAAGCCCCUAAACAAGAUCUGGUGCAACCAAUUACUUUCAGAAGUCACAUAAUUAGUUAAAUAAAGUCCACCUGUGUGCAACCUAAGUGUCACAUGAUCUGUCACAUGAUCUCAGUAUAUAUACACCUGUUCUGAAAGGUCCCAGAGUCUGCAACACCACCAAGCAAGCGGCACCAUGAAGACGAAGGAGCUCUCCAAACAGGUCAGGGACAAAGUUGUGGAGAAGUACAGAUCAGGGUUGGGUUAUAAAAAAAUAUCAGAAACUUUGAACAUCCCACAAAUCCAUUAUUAAAAAAUGGAAAGAAUAUGUCAACACAACAAACCUGCCAAGAGAGGGCCGCCCAUCAAAACUCACAGACCAGGCAAGGAGGGCAUUAAUCAGAGAGGCAACAAAGAGACCAAAGAUAACCCUGAAGGCGCUGCAAAGCUCCACAGCGGAGAUUGGAGUAUCGGUUUGGAGAUUGGAGUAAAACACGAUGUCUGGUGCAAACCCAACAGCUCUCAUCACCCCGAGAACAACAUCCCCACAGUGAAGCAUGGUGGGUGGCAGCAUCAUGCUGUGGGGAUGUUUUUCCCAUCGGCAGGGACUGGGAAACUGGUCAGAAUUGAAGGAAUACAGGGAAAUUCUUGAGGGAAAUCUGUUUCAGUCUUCCAGAGAUUUGAGACUGGGACGGAGGUUCAUCUUCCAGCAGGACAAUGACCCUAAGCAUACUGCUAAAGCAACACGAGUGGUUUAAGGGGAAACAUUUAAUGUCUUGGAAUGGCCUAGUCAAAGCCUAGACCUCAAUCCAAUUGAGAAUCUCUGGUAUGACUUAAAGAUUGCUGUAUACCAGCAGAACCCAUCCAACUUGAAGGAGCUGGAGCAGUUUUUCUUUGAAGAAGGGGCAAAAAUCCCAGUGGCUAGAUGUGCCAAGCUUAUAGAGACAUACCCCAAGAGACUUGCAGCUAUAAUUUCUGCAAAAGGUGGCUCCUCAAAGUAUUGACUUUGGGGGGGUGAAUAGUUAUGCACGCUCAAGUUUUCAGUUUUUUUGUCUUAUUUCUUGUUUGUUUCACAAUAAA